This is a messenger RNA of Quercus robur (English oak), 891 nucleotides long. RefSeq names its product coniferyl alcohol acyltransferase-like. The coding region runs from base 242 to 730 and encodes 162 amino acids. The record is from RefSeq and is a predicted model, not a curated record. The transcript has a single exon. NCBI's taxonomy places the organism in Eukaryota, Viridiplantae, Streptophyta, Magnoliopsida, Fagales, Fagaceae.
UCUCUAAGUGUUGUAAUCUCUAUUUAAUAUAAUGAAAUUAUUUGAAGUUUGUCCUAUAGUUUUUCUCAUCAAAGAGAAAGGGUUUUCUAUGUAAAUAUUUGCGUUCUUGUGUGGCUGUACUUUCACUGUACUUGCUGAAAUUUAUUCCCACUGCUGAAAUUUAUUCCCACUUAUAUAGAAUUUUUACCAACAUCUCUCUCUCUCUCUCUCAAAAAGAGUGUUUAGACACAUAAACAUAAGCAUGAAUGCAAAAGAGAUGGAGGUGACUCUGAUCAAGAAAGAGGUGGUGACAGUGCUGUUGCCAAAGAAUGAGGACCAUUGGUUACCACUCUCUAACCUAGACUUUUGCAUUUUACAUCCAUUAGAUUUCAGUAUCUUCUUUUGUUAUAAGAAGCCCACUUGUAAAGACAAUUGGACCUUUGUGGCCAUGAUUGAGGUUCUCAAAAAGGCCUUGAAAGAAGCUUUAGUGCCCUUCUAUGCCCUUGCUAGUGAGAAAGUGCCAAACUCCAUGGGUGAGCAUAAGUUUCACUGCAACAAUCGUGGAGUUGACUUCACUGACGCUUUUGCAAAUAUAGAGCUUCAAAAACUCAAUUUGUAUGAACCUGAUGAGACCAUUGGCUGCAAACUUGUACCCAAGAAGAAGAAUGGCAUGCUGGCUGUCCAGGUUUGCCAAAAGUUUAGAAAAUUAACGUGUUAUUGUUUUCAAAAAUGCAUAGCUGAACUAAUAUGAAAAUAAAAAUGCUAAAGCUUUCACCUAUUUUAAUUCAAAAGCUUAAAGCAUUCUUAUCGGCCAUAUCAAAAUUCAUAUGUAUUUUUGCAGAAAAUGCUACUUUUUCUAUUCUACAUAACUAUUUAAAAAAAAUACUCAUAUCAAAUUAUCUAUUUUAUUGU